AUGAAACUGAAACGGAGAUUCAAACCAACGAAGGGAGGGACUAUACUCAGCCAGAUGCUGAGGUUGAGGCAGUCUGGUUCGAUCUCGGAGUAUCGAGAGCAGUUUGAGGAGUUGUCGGCUGAAGUACCACACGUUCCUAAUGAUGUGCUUGAGGAGAUUUUUCUGCACUGGAUGAAGAGAAGCGUGCGAGAGCAGGUGGUGAGGUUGAGACCCGUGGGAAUGGACGAGAUAGUAGACAUGGCGACGAUCAUUGAGGAGCAGGAAAAUGAGAGACACUCUUAUAACUCGAGACCCUUCCAGAGGACAAACUCCGCACCAGUGCUUAACUCCAAUCAGAGAAACAACAACUUCAGCCCGGUUAAGCAAGGAGAUCACACUCCGGCGAGGAAGUCAGUUGAUUCUCCUAGAGAAAACAAGGGGUCUGACCAACGAAGGACAAUACAAAACCCUUGUCGAUAUUGCGGGGAGCGUUACUUCACUGGUCAUCGCUGCAAGGCAUUUCAAAGGUAUAAAUGCUUGGAGGUGGAAGAAGAGUUAGAAGAGGCAGAAGAGUCUGAGGAGGACAGGGAAGAGAACCCUGAAGCUCAAGCAAAGCAAGAACUCCAAGUGAUGUCGCUACAGUCGAUGGCGGGGCUCACUACUAAACGAACGAUGAGAAUCAAAGGGCACAUUAGUGGAGAAGAGGUGGUGGUCCUUAUUGAUUCCGGAGCAUCUUGCAGUUUUAUUGCGACGCGGGUUGUGGAGAAAUUAGGAUUACCGGUAGUUCCUACUCAGGAGUUCGGAGUGGCUAUUGGAGAUGGCAGAAUUAUGACAAGCAGUGGGAAGUGUGAAGGUCUCAAACUAAUCAUUCAAGGUAUUGAGAUUCAAGGAGAUUUCAGGCUGUUUGACUUGGGAGCCACAUAUAUGGUGUUAGGAUACACAUGGCUAACUUCUCUAGGAGAAACGAUAAUCAAUUGGGGGCUGCACAUCAUGCAUUUUCAGAUAGAUCAGGAAUGGGUCACUAUUACGGGAGAUCCAGCCUUGUUGCGUGACCAAGUGUCACUGAAUUCAAUGGAGAAGCUCUGUGAUAAUGAAGAGGUGGUGUAUCUGUUGGAGUUGAGUGCACUGUUUGAGAGUUCCCUAGAGCAGCAGAAAGUAGAGAGACCUAGCGUGGAGAUACAGAGGUUGUUAAGAAGGUUCAAAGGAGUGUUCAACAUUGCCUACUGGUCUCCCUCCCAAGCGGUCCAGAGAGCAUGCGAUCACUCUACAAGAAGGAACUUCUCCCAUCAACAUACGACCUUACCGUUACUCCCACUUGCAGAAGAAUGA
Brassica oleracea var. oleracea is the source of this 1308-nucleotide messenger RNA. RefSeq lists its product as uncharacterized. Bases 1 to 1308 code for a protein of 435 amino acids. The transcript has a single exon. Lineage: Eukaryota; Viridiplantae; Streptophyta; Magnoliopsida; Brassicales; Brassicaceae. Gene Ontology annotation, biological process: proteolysis. Gene Ontology annotation, molecular function: aspartic-type endopeptidase activity. The record is from RefSeq and is a predicted model, not a curated record.